Penicillium odoratum is the source of this 2607-nucleotide messenger RNA. Its product is annotated as MCM DNA helicase complex subunit MCM3. NCBI's taxonomy places the organism in Eukaryota, Fungi, Ascomycota, Eurotiomycetes, Eurotiales, Aspergillaceae. The record is from RefSeq and is a predicted model, not a curated record. Gene Ontology annotation, molecular function: single-stranded DNA helicase activity; ATP hydrolysis activity; ATP binding. Gene Ontology annotation, biological process: mitotic DNA replication initiation; DNA strand elongation involved in DNA replication; double-strand break repair via break-induced replication. The coding region runs from base 1 to 2607 and encodes 868 amino acids. The transcript has 8 exons. Gene Ontology annotation, cellular component: MCM complex; nucleus.
AUGGAAGGCGUUCAACUACGAGAUGAGGCCGCACAAGAUCGCGUGCGAUCUGCCAUUGAAUUCCUUGAUCCCAGUGAUGCACGGGCACGCAGCUAUCGAGCAGAUAUUGUGGUGAUGCUGAAUCGAGGACUGCGCCGUCUGACGGUCAGCAUCGAUGAGCUCCGCGCACACAACCGGGAACUCGCUGAGGGGCUUCUCACCUCUCCUUUUGACUACUCGGAAGCCUUUAACCGGGCCUUGAAAGAAGUGGUGAAGACUUUGCCCGGCAGACCAGCCAAGGAGACUUCGGAUGAAGUUAACUACUACUGCGCAUAUGUCGGUGCAUUCGGAGAAUUUUCUACCAAUCCCCGCACAUUAGGAUCCCAGCACUUGAACCGCAUGGUGUCUCUGGAAGGUAUUGUGACAAAAUGCUCACUGGUCCGACCCAAGAUCAUCCAGAGUGUCCAUUACAGCGAGAAGAAGGAUCGCUUCCUGUCCAGAAAGUAUCGGGACCAGACCAUGACUGCCAGCGGUGCCACAAGCUUGAAUGUCUACCCCCAGGAGGAUGAAGACAAGAAUCCCCUUAUCACCGAAUACGGCUACUCGACCUACAUGGACCACCAAUCGAUCUCGAUUCAAGAAAUGCCCGAACGAGCCCCAGCGGGCCAACUUCCCCGCAGCGUUGACGUUAUUCUGGACGAUGAUCUAGUCGACAGGGCUAAACCAGGAGACAGAAUCCAGCUAGUGGGAACUUACCGGUCUCUUGGAAACCGUAAUGCUAGCUCCGGCUCGUCGACAUUCCGCACAGUUGUGAUGGCAAACAACAUCAUUCAACUCUCAUCCAAGUCUGGUGGAGGUAUCGCCCAGGCCACUAUUACGGACACCGACAUUCGAAACAUCAACAAGAUUGCCAAGAAGAAGAAUGUCUUCGAGCUCCUGUCACACUCUUUGGCACCCAGUAUUCACGGACACGAUUACAUUAAGAAGGCCAUUUUGCUCAUGUUGCUUGGUGGUAUGGAGAAGAACUUAGAGAAUGGCACUCACUUGCGUGGUGACAUCAACAUUCUGAUGGUUGGUGAUCCCUCGACAGCUAAAUCUCAGCUUCUUCGCUUCGUGCUGAACACUGCCCCAUUGGCCAUCGCCACAACUGGUCGGGGUUCAUCCGGCGUUGGUCUGACCGCAGCCGUCACCUCUGACAAGGAGACUGGGGAGCGCAGACUGGAGGCCGGUGCCAUGGUUCUGGGUGACCGUGGUGUGGUCUGUAUUGAUGAGUUCGACAAGAUGAGUGAUGUCGACCGCGUAGCCAUUCACGAAGUCAUGGAACAGCAGACCGUCACCAUUGCCAAAGCCGGUAUUCACACUAGUCUUAACGCGCGAUGCAGUGUUCUGGCCGCUGCCAACCCGGUCUACGGCCAGUAUGAUGUACACAAAGACCCCCACAAGAACAUUGCUCUGCCAGACUCUCUUCUCUCUCGUUUUGAUUUGCUGUUCAUUGUGACAGAUGACAUUGAAGAUGCCAAGGACCGCACAAUUUCAGAGCACGUUCUCCGCAUGCACAGAUAUCGCCAGCCUGGAACCGAAGAAGGCGCUCCUGUUCGGGAGCAGCUUAACCAGACCCUGGGCGUGGGAAUCGAAGAUCGUCAAGAUGCCAACCAGCCCACAGAGGUGUUCGAGAAGUUCAAUGUCAUGCUCCACGGUGGCAUGGUUCCUACUGGCCGCAACCGUAACAAGAAUGUGAAAAUCGUCAGCAUUCCCUUCAUCAAAAAGUACAUUCAGUACGCCAAAUCCCGAGUCAAGCCUGUUCUGACCAAGGGUGCUGCCGAUCACAUCAUCGCCGCAUACUCUGCCCUCCGAAACGACGACCUCUCCAACAACCAACGUCGCACCUCGCCCAUCACACCCCGUACCCUUGAGACAUUAAUCCGUCUAGCUACCGCCCACGCUAAGGCUCGCUUGUCGAACCGGGUUGAUGAGAAGGACGCUAAGCAUGCCGAGGCUAUCCUGCGCUUUGCCAUGUUCAAGGAGCUGCAGGAUGAUGGCCGCCGUAAGCGCCGCAAGGUGCAGACCUUUGAUGAUGAUUCCGACGAUGAGAGCGACCCUGAGCUGGAUGAUGAUGAUGAGACAACUUACCGGGGUCAGACAUCUGCGACCCCAGCCCGGACUACCCGUUCCCGCGGUGAUGCUAGCACUGCCGCGGACGAGGAUCAGGACCUCUACACAUCUAGCCCCCGUGCCUCACGCACGCGCACCAGCCAAACAACGCGCUCUCAACAAACUGAGUCGCAGAUGUCUAUGGCAUCCUCCCAGCCUGCAUCACAGCUUGUCCAGUCUCAGACCGACAACUCCCAGUCCACCUCAUCAGACCACCCCAUCUCGCCUGCCCGCUAUGCAGUCUUCCGCCAGACGUUGGGUUCUCUCAUGGGCACUCGUGUCUUCGCCGAAAGUGACGAGGUCAAUGUCGACGAGUUGAUCAACGAAGUCAACACAGCUAUUGGCACAUCGCCCAAUCACGGCGCUGCGCUCGUUUUCCCUCGGGCUGAGGCCAUUCAGGCUCUGAACAAGAUGAACGAUGAGAACUUGCUGAUGUACAUCGACGAUGACGAGGGCAACAAAGUUUACCGAAUCUAA